AUGCCCAAGUCUCGUCACAGCACACUGCUCAAAUGCAAGACAAACUACAACCACGUGAUGAAGCUGAAGAGACAACCACCCUUUGUUGCUUGGCAGCUAAAGCUGCUGACUGCUAACAAUAUGGACACAAGAAGACCGCCAACUGCUAAACAUGUUAUCAAGACUUUAAAGCUUGCUCUUCAGCCGGUAAUCUCAGAUGUAAACAUAGUCUGGGACCUAGCAAAAGGGUGGACUGUGCACCAGAUCCCCUCGUCUCUUCCUCCUCUCUUCAGUGGUGACGGGCUCGUGGUGUAUGGUGUUCUUAAGGCUUCAGAAAAUGCAAAUGAAGGUGAUGACAAUGAAGUUAGGCUGGAAGGAAUGCUUGGAAAUGAUGAGAAAAUGCAACAUUCGGUCAAGUUCUCAACUCCACCCAUUGCUGUUGAAAACAAGGGAAAUGUUCUUCUUCAUCAGUUGGCAGCCAAGAGUUUCAUUCAAGAAAAGCAAGAUGGCUACAGCGAAAAGAACGAUGUGCAAGAGAUUGAAGAAGCCAAAAGGUGUACUAUCAGCAUCAGCAAAACAGCCAAUGUAGUGUCAAAGUUGACAUCGUUUGUGGCUGUUGAUAAAGGCAGUAAUCAGCCUGUAUCAGGACCCUUGAGAAAACACUUUGUACCCUCCUAUCAAAACGUAGCUUGCAGUAUGCCCAUGGCCCGUGCCCGUGUCAUGAAAAAGUCUGGUUUUGGAUUCAGCUUUUCAAAGUCGAGGACAAAAUCUUCAGCCAGGAAAACAAAAUCUAAAGGGCUUUUCUCUUCGCUAUUUAGAAGGAAAGCAAGUGCAGUCCCGGAAGUACAGUCCUUGAAGUACAGUCCCGAGCCAGCGGCGGAAGAAAAACCCUGGACUGUUAAGUGUGCUCGUCGCACGGAAAAAGAAUUUGAUGGAGGUUUUGAGAAAUCCUUAUGUCCCCCUCUUGAUCCAGAUAGGAUGUCUCAGGAAAUGAAGGAAGCCCCAGCAGCCUUGUCGGUAAUAUCUUUACAGGAAGCGUCAGGCUCAUGGGAUCUCACAGACCAACUGGUGUCACUGUGCGGUACAAGCAGAGAUGCUUUGAUCAAAGGAUGCCCUAAAGAGAUUGCAGCUGACACAGGUGAAGGGAAGCUGUUGUGGGCCACUGCUCUGGCUCUGGUGCUGUUGAUGGGCAAGUUCUUGGAUCAGAAGGAUGAAUGGGAAAUGAUUGCUGAAAAAGGAUCAAAAUGGAUCAAGAAAAAUCUUCCAGCAGGUGUCAAAUACGACAAUGUACUGGAGGCCGCAGCGACUACAGUUUCUGUUAAAAUUUAUUAG
Molecule: messenger RNA, 1311 nt
Organism: Orbicella faveolata
Lineage: Eukaryota; Metazoa; Cnidaria; Anthozoa; Scleractinia; Merulinidae
Product: von Willebrand factor A domain-containing protein 5A-like
Source: RefSeq, a predicted model, not a curated record